AUUGAAGAUAACCUACUGCGUAUAUAAGAUUACUGAAAUAGCACUACUAGAUAUAGUUGACUCGUUGGAUUGAUACAGGCAGCGAAACAGAGAGCUACGUAACUCAACUCAGUACGAAUUCUACGGAACACAUUCCACUAACAUCUUGACAAACAACGAAUGAGUCGAUGAGAAAUUGUGAGAUAUUACUAAGAAAAUAAGAUAUUUUGUAACCGCAAAUACGGAGAUUAAAUUGAAUAAAAUUGUAUCCCGACACAAAACAUCAAUCCACUCACAGGGAAUGCCUUACACUUAAAGACAAAGAUCUUAGUUCAGUAUCUAAAUGUAUAAGGAUAUUCCAUCAUUUCAUUUUCUACUUGCACAGAGAAGAGAGGUCUCAGAAUAGCGGAGUAGAUCCAGAAAAUAUACUGACGGUUCGGAUGGCUGAACAUUCAAUUUUUCCCAAUGUCAUCUGAGGAGUGGGAUUCUAAUCGAACAUUGUCAGGUCGGAUUACCACAGCCCCUAAUCAAUGAUGUAACUGUUUGACUCAAAUCACUGAUGAUGGAAAAGGGCGAGUUGAAACAUCAAGGCCUAUCUGUCGUAACGUUUUGCUACACAUUGGCUAUGAUUGCUGCUGGAAGUGUCCCUGAUCACAGAGGGACCCACUUUGUGAUCGGUUUCAUGGACUCCUCCAGUACCAUUCCGCUGAAACUAACCCUCAUGCCUCGGACAACAUCGACAGUCAGUGUUAACAUAACAACACCAUUGAUGACCCCAGUGUUUAGCCGCCAGAUAGAGCUAACAGGUGGUAACGCAACUGCAAUUGAGAUACCAGGAAAUGUGAACCUAAGAAUGAACGCCAAUUCUAUAGAAAAUAAAGGUUUGUACAUAGAAGCUUCUAGUGAGAUAGUAAUAUAUGGUUUGAAUGCCGCCAACUCCAGCAACGAUCCCUUUCUUGCCCUCCCAAACGAUUUCAUUGGCUCGGACUACUAUGCAGUGACCCCCGAGUAUACAAUGGUGGACAGCUUUUCACAAAUAGGAAUAAUUAGCACAAAUGUAGGCACCACGAACAUAACCAUCACACUCCCUAAUGCACACCCCCUCGAGGUGGAAUUCAAAGGGAAAUCCUACAAACAAGGGGACAGAAUACAAGCACAGCUCAAUCAAUUUCAGACUCUUCAGUUAACUAGUGACUCUGAUUUAACAGGUUGUCGAAUUGUCUCUUCAACACCUGUAUCGCUAAUAGCAGGAUGUGUUAGCCAUAUAGAUAAAUAUAGCAACGGAACAAUCUAUACUCAGCAUAUUGUUGAACAACUGUACCCGGUAUCGGUAUGGGGAAAACACUUUGCUGCUAUACCAUUUUCCAAUACUGCUGAUUUAUUUCGAAUUGUAUCAAAACAAUCGUCUACAACUGUAAAAAUGGCACUAAAGAGUAGGAAUACAUUGAAGAUAUUAGGGGAGUCACAGUUCACCGAGCUCAAUAUAUCGUGCAGUGGAGACAUUUACAUAGUUAUAGAAUCGUCACAUCCUAUAAUGGUUAUCCAGUAUUCCAAUAUAGGGGACGCCACACAAUGUUAUAUGGUGUCAGUGCCACCUAUCGAACGUUCUGUGAACUACUAUUCAUUCAGUGCCCGGAUGAUGGGACACAAUGUACUUAUGCCAAGUACAGUGAAUAUCAUAAUUGACUCUAGUUACACUGAGGGUAUACGUGUAGAUGGUUCUGGUAUACCCCGUAAUUCCUGGGUUAUGAUGAACAACUCGGGGUCAGGACCAACAUACAGUGCAGUACAAGUAAACAUUAACCGAACUGGCUUGCAUGAUUUGAAACAUUCAGCUUCAGACGUCGACUUUAUGGCCAUAUCAAACGGCCUCCCCCUGGGCAUUCUGGGGGAGACGGUGUGCGAUUCCACAUGUCAAAAAGGUGGAAGCGCCACCGCAGCACCAGCAAGCGAGGGAUUACACCCAGGUGUACUAGCCAUCAUUAUAUCACUCUGUUGCGCAGUGUUUCUAGUCGUAGCUUGCAUACUGGCUUUUGUCAUCGUAGAGGUGACUUGUAGGAGAGAUGGAAAUUCAAAGGUCAUGCCGUUCAUAGGAUGACUAACCGACAUGGUGGCAUGCACCAGGUCACUAAGGAUAGGUACUUACUAUGGACAGGACGAACAAAUUAUGACGAGUCGGGUGUAAAUUCAUGAAUAUAUAAGAACUAGUUGGUUGUGAUAACAUGAAUAAAUCACUCCAAAUUAUUAGUUGGUUGUGAUAAUAUAAACAAAAGAUUAUGACAAGUUGAUUGCGAUUAUGUGAGCAAAUUAUGACUAUGCUGGCUCUGAUUACAAGAACACAUCAUGCAUAGUUGGUAUGGCUACGCUGACAAAUUAUGACUAGUUGGUAUGGCUACGCUGACAAAUUAUGACUAGUUGGUAUAGCUACGCUGACAAAUUAUGACUAGUUGGUAUAGCUACACUGACAAAUUAUGACUAGUUGGUAUAGCUACACUGACAAAUUAUGACUAGUUGGUAUAGCUACACUGAUGAAUUAUGAAUCGUUG
Messenger RNA from Owenia fusiformis, 2525 nucleotides. NCBI's taxonomy places the organism in Eukaryota, Metazoa, Annelida, Polychaeta, Sabellida, Oweniidae. The record is from the annotation of a GenBank genome assembly.